Rhopilema esculentum is the source of this 1426-nucleotide messenger RNA. RefSeq names its product activator of 90 kDa heat shock protein ATPase homolog 1. Gene Ontology annotation, cellular component: cytosol. The record is from RefSeq and is a predicted model, not a curated record. Gene Ontology annotation, biological process: positive regulation of ATP-dependent activity; protein folding. NCBI's taxonomy places the organism in Eukaryota, Metazoa, Cnidaria, Scyphozoa, Rhizostomeae, Rhizostomatidae. Gene Ontology annotation, molecular function: protein-folding chaperone binding; ATPase activator activity.
UGGUCGCCAUUUUGUCAGCAACUCCUGUCAUGGCUUCCAUAUUGUCAUGGUAAAUUACACAGGGACACAAAGUGGUAUGAUGUUUGCUGGAAAUUUCCAUGUGGAUCGUAAAUCCGCUGAAGAGGCCACUUCCCAACUAAGAUAAUUUCGCUAGAACAACUGUUAAAAUGGCUAAAUGGGGAGAAGGUGAUCCGCGAUGGAUUGUCGAGGAGCGGCCAGACUCAACUAACGUAAAUAACUGGCAUUGGUCUGAGAAAAAUGCAACCAAUUGGUCAAAAGAAAGGAUCAGUGAACUACUGAAACGUAUGAAUGUUAAAAAUGAUACUGGUGAAUGGAAGGUAAAAGAAAUUACAAAAAUUGAGGGUGAAGCAUCAGCAAACAAUCGGAAAGCAAAGCUUAUCUUUUUCUAUGAAUUUGUUAUCAAAAUUGAAUGGAAAGGUUCCCUAAAAGAUGAAUUCACAAACCAUCAAGGAUAUUUUGAAGUUUCAAAUUUAAGUGAAGAAAAUGACCCAGAUGAUCUUGAUAUAAUUGUCACGAUUAAAGAAGGCGCAGAUGGUUAUAGCAAAAUGAAAGAAUUCGUUCGAAAAACUGGAAUACCUUUAAUGAGAGAAAAAUUAGCUCAGUACAUAAAGGAAUUGAAAGAAGAGUAUAGUAAAGGCCUCAUUCUUCCUACAAAGAAAACUGGAGCUAGUCCCCAACCAGCACAAAAAACUGAUAAAACUACAAAGGUUGACCUGUCUGAACCAUUAAAAGCUAUGAAAACAACUCCUAAAAAGGAAGAUAAUACUGUGAAAGUUCAACUGAAAUUAAAAGAAGAAUUCAAGACUACCUCCAGUGAACUUUUUCAAGUGCUGACUGAUGAAAACCGUGUCAGUGCUUUUACUCGUGAGAAAGCUACGGUCGAUGCAAAGCCGGGUGGAAAGUUUUCGAUUUUAGGUGGAAAUAUUUCCGGAGAGUUUGUCGAGUUAAUACCAGACAGAAAGAUUGUACAAAAAUGGAAAUUCGGUAGCUGGCCAGAAGGGUGUUUUUCAACGGUGACAAUGGACUUAAUUCAAAAAGAGGAUUGCACUGUAUUAGAACUCACACAGAUUGGAAUCCCUGAUUACGACUUUGAUAAGACGGAAACUGGCUGGAAACGAUAUUUUUGGGAGAGCAUCAAGCAGACGUUUGGCUAUGGAGCAAGGCUAUUUUGAGUGACAGCCAAAUGCAACAGUUGAUUGGAUAUUUUGAAGUUUUGAGACAAUCCUUACCCUCGCUGCUGCCGGAUUUCUCUAAGAACAUAAUUGUGUCAGUCCUGAAUAUUUUAACUACACAUAGACAAUUUUUUAGGAAAUAACAAAGAAAGAGGGAGCAGAAACUUUGUCCGAAUUUCAAUUUGCAAAGAAUGAAGAAAACUAUGUUAUACAUAUAAAACAGCAUUUCUCAU